GUUAAUGUAAUAGAAAUGUCAAAUUAAAAUUAUGCUAUUAUGAGUGACAUUGUAAGCAAAUACACGUGAAAAUAUUUAUUUUAUUUAAUCUCAAUAAAUUAUAAAAAAAAUGGGACACCAGAGUUGUUGUGUUGUGAAUUGUAAAAAUACCAGCAGGAAUAGUAAGUGCAAAUUUUAUAAAUUUCCGACCGUUCAAUGGAAAUUAAAUCAACGGAAUCUCUGGAUAGCUGCAGUUAAAAGGUUAAAUGCUGAUGGAUCACCGUGGGUUCCCAAGUCAUACGAUUAUAUUUGUAGUGAUCAUUUUAUUGGAGGUAAAAAAUCAGAAGAGGAGUUAAGUCCUAGCUACAUUCCAACUAUAUUUCCUUCAAUUUACAAGCGUUCGAAAAUUCAAGCGCGUAAUGAAUCGGCGGAUGAAACAAAAAUUUUCUUUAACAUCAAAUCCUGA
Molecule: messenger RNA, 445 nt
Organism: Chrysoperla carnea
Lineage: Eukaryota; Metazoa; Arthropoda; Insecta; Neuroptera; Chrysopidae
Product: THAP domain-containing protein 11-like
Exons: 3
Coding region: 110-445 (111 amino acids)
Molecular function (GO): sequence-specific DNA binding
Source: RefSeq, a predicted model, not a curated record